Messenger RNA from Fulmarus glacialis (Northern fulmar), 1801 nucleotides. RefSeq names its product solute carrier organic anion transporter family, member 4C1 (gene SLCO4C1). Gene Ontology annotation, biological process: transmembrane transport; sodium-independent organic anion transport. NCBI's taxonomy places the organism in Eukaryota, Metazoa, Chordata, Aves, Procellariiformes, Procellariidae. The transcript has 12 exons. The annotation marks the transcript as partial. The record is from RefSeq and is a predicted model, not a curated record. Gene Ontology annotation, cellular component: membrane. Gene Ontology annotation, molecular function: protein binding.
GUAUUGUGGUAAAUGGCCUGAUUAACAUUAGUAUUUCAACAAUUGAGAAGCGUUAUGAGUUGAACAGUUCCCUCACUGGCUUAAUCUCUGCAAGCUACGACAUUGCUUUUUGUAUAUUGUCACUGUUUGUAUCUUUUGUUGGAGAAAGAGGGCACAAACCACGAUGGCUUGCUUUCUCAGCAUUUAUGCUAGGAUUGGGCUCACUUAUAUUUUCCUUACCACACUUCAGUAGUGGAAAAUACCACUAUGGAGCUAAACUUGAAGACACGUGUCAAAUUCCAGGAACAAGCUCUGCUAACUUCACUUGCAGUGCCAGCGCAAAGUCUUCACUUCCCAACUAUCUGUAUGUCUUUAUCCUGGGACAGCUGCUGCUGGGAGUUGGAGGAACUCCGCUAUAUACUUUGGGGACAGCUUUUAUUGAUGAUAGUGUCCCAAAACACAAGUCUUCCCUUUAUAUAGGAAUUGGCUAUGCCAUGUCACUGCUGGGUCCUGCUAUUGGCUAUGUCUUAGGAGGGCAGCUACUUAAUAUUUAUAUUGAUAUCCAGAUCCCGGAAAGUACAAAGAUGGAUCAAGAUGACCCACGUUGGCUUGGAGCAUGGUGGAUAGCAUUUCUUGCAUGCUUUUUUGCAAUUUGGCUUCUUAUAAUACCUUUUUCAUGCUUUCCGAAACACCUACCAGGAACAGCACAAAUACAGGCUGAAAAAAUCUCUGAAACUCAUAAUGAUGGAAGUGAGGCACUUGUUGAGACCAAGGAUAUUGGAAAAACUUUUAAAGACUUUCCCAUGGCUCUCCUGAUACUGUUGAAGAAUCCAGUGCUUAUGAGUCUAAUAAUAGCCAGUUCUUCAGAAGCUUUAGUUGCCACUGGCUUUGCCACAUUUCUACCAAAGUUCAUAGAAAAUCAGUUUGGAAAGACAUCAAGUUUUUCAGCAACUCUUGGAGGGCUUGUAUUAAUUCCAGCAGCAGCACUAGGCCAAAUCAUAAGUGGCAUCUUGGUUUCCAAGUGCAAAAUGGAUUGCAAAAGCAUAAUCAAGUUCAUGAUAGGCACUUGUUCAGUGGCCCUACUAUUAAACACAGUGUUUUUAUUUUCUAAAUGUGGCAAUGAACCUUUCGCAGGUGUCUCUGAAACAUAUAAUGGAACAGGCAUGCUAAAUAACUUAACAGCGCCAUGCAAUGCUAACUGCAGAUGUUUGCGGUCUAUGUACUACCCAGUUUGUGGCAGAGAUGAAGUCCAGUACUUUUCUCCCUGUUUUGCAGGAUGUGCAUCACAUCUUUUUAACAACAUGAAAAAGAUGUACCACAACUGUUCCUGUAUUGGGAAACCAAAAAGAGAAAAUGGUUCAGAAGACUUUGUCUAUGAAGCUGUCCCUGGGAAAUGUCCAACACAAUGCAAAUUUUUACCUUUAUUCCUGAUCUUCUUCUUUUUUGCUGUUGUUUUUACAUUCAUGGCUGUUACUCCAACAACUGUGGCCAUUCUCAGGUGUGUGCCAGAUAAACAGCGCUCAUUUGCUCUUGGAGUACAGUCAGUGUUUCUACGACUACUGGGUACUAUUCCUGGACCAAUUUUGUUUGGUGUUGCUAUAGACAACAGUUGUACUCUGUGGGAUAUUAAUGAAUGUAAAACUAAAGGAGCCUGUUGGGUUUAUGACAAUGAAAGAAUGGCUUAUUUGCUGAUGGGCAUAAGUGCUGCUUGCAAAAUCAUCACAAUCAUCUUUAUGGUCACGGCAGUAUGUUUGUAUAAGCCUCCACCAGCAAGUGCAGCCCUGUCACAAAAGGAUUCAGAAAUGGUAUCUGCUAUACACAC